Quercus lobata is the source of this 996-nucleotide messenger RNA. RefSeq names its product peroxidase 5-like. The transcript has 2 exons. Lineage: Eukaryota; Viridiplantae; Streptophyta; Magnoliopsida; Fagales; Fagaceae. Gene Ontology annotation, molecular function: heme binding; peroxidase activity. Bases 1 to 996 code for a protein of 331 amino acids. Gene Ontology annotation, biological process: hydrogen peroxide catabolic process; response to oxidative stress. The record is from RefSeq and is a predicted model, not a curated record.
AUGAAGAUGGCAACACUACACUUGUGCUUGGUUUUCUUUCUAAUUAGCAUAUGUACCAUGGCUUCUGUCUCAUCAGCAUCACUCAAAGUGGGCUUUUAUAAGACAAGUUGUCCUUCUGCAGAAGCAAUUGUGAGAAAAGCUGUGAACAAAGCUGUGUCAAGGAAUCCUGGCAUAGCUGCUGGCCUAAUCAGAAUGCAUUUCCAUGACUGUUUUGUUAGGGGUUGUGAUGCUUCUGUUCUACUUGAUUCAACUCCUGGGAACCCAGCAGAGAAGGAAAAUAUAGCCAACAAUCCAAGUUUGCGAGGCUUUGAAGUGAUUGAUGAAGCAAAGGCUGAACUAGAAGCUCAAUGCCCUAAAACUGUUUCAUGUGCAGACAUUAUAGCAUUUGCUGCUCGUGACAGUGCCUACAAAGUUGGAGGCAUAAAUUACAAAGUGAUAUCGGGUCGUCGUGAUGGUCAGGUGUCACGUGAAGAUGAGCCUACCCAAAACCUUCCCCCUCCUUUCUUUGAUGCCAAGCAACUAGAGGAAAACUUUGCACGAAAAGGCCUUAGUCUUGAUGAAAUGGUGACACUUUCUGGGGCACAUUCUAUAGGCGUGUCACAUUGUUCUUCUUUCUCAAAGCGGCUAUACACUUUCAAUGCAACACACCCACAAGACCCUUCAAUGGACCCCAAAUUUGCUAGAGACUUGAAAGCUAAGUGUCCCCCACAAUUAAGUUCUGGAAAUGGUGGUGAUCCUACAGUGCCACUGGAUGUUCUUACACCAAACAAACUUGAUAAUAAGUAUUACAAAGAUUUGAUGAAUCACCAUGGCUUGUUGACCUCUGAUCAAACUCUUUUGAGCAGCCCUGCAACGGUGGGGAUUGUGAGGAACCAUGCAAGAAAUGAUGCAGCUUGGGCUAACAAGUUUGCAGCAGCUAUGGUGAAAAUGGGUUCCAUUGAUGUUCUCACAGGAAGGCUGGGUGAGGUCAGGAAGAAUUGCAGGGUUGUCAAUUAA